CUCCUCUGCUUGCACCUGCUUACACUCGGAACAGCGCGGUACGUUGGCCAACAAGCCCCAUCUGACACGAGGCGAAGGAGAACGAGCACCAAAGAUCCUGAUGGCCCAAUGCCAAAAAGAAUAAGAAAAAAUCCGUCUGCCUCCACCAGCACCAGCACCAGUCUCACCAGUCUCACCAGUCCCAGGCUGCCAAUGAUACAUUAAUGGAGUCCGGGAAACGGUUGUUGCCAGCACUAGCUUGCGUAACUAUUACUUAACACUUUACUUCAACCUCUGUCGACUCUAUCCUGGAGUAUCCGGGGUUAGCCUUACCUUCCCCUGCCCCGACGACCUCCCCACGUUUGGGGAAUAUCCAGUUCAUUCUGGCAUGUUCGUUCCUCAACUUGCUCGCUGCUCCCACGCUCUCCGUCUUGGAGUAACUAUUGUACAAUGCACCCCAAGCAGCAUAGCGACCGAGGAGGGAGUAAAAACUCCAAUAGCAUAGUGUGAUGGGGUUUUCUAUGUUGUUUGUUGGCACCAUAUUAAGCCCUAUUUUCUACUGAAUCCCCCUAAAUAAGUGUGCAACAAACUUGCUCUUAUUUUUCAUAUUAUAUAUAUAUUACGUGUUCCCCCCUGCCCAUACAUCUGAACCUCUCGAGGAAUAUUGCUGUUGCUGACGUGAAGGGUUAUUUUGCUUUGGCUGUUCCCCUUUAUUCCGCGCUUAAGGUAAAUUAUAUUUUUUGCAUAUAACGCCAUAGCGCUUGAUCACCCACAGCGUUUAUGAGAGAGUGGGUUGUUUUUGGGAUAUAGUUCAAGCAUUUCGUAGGGUACCUGGGGAGCAAAAGAGGUGUGUAUCGACAGAAGGACACGAAAUGCGAAGACAAGCCGCUUUCAAAACCGCGAGCGGCUGUUUCGUUUACCCUAGGCAUCAGACUGCUGUUAGGCCUCCUGCAUUGUUGUACCAUCAAAGGGUUAGAUACUCUCACCAUGGCCCGGCACAGCAGUCUGAGCCCCCACUGCCCGCAGCUGGAGGGCCAUCGGCAGCUCCUGGGUCGACGAGACCAUAUGCUACCCUAAAUUCAUCAAUACCCUUUACAAACGCGCCAACAUCCCCUCCGCUUUCGAUCUUGCCCUUGUCCACGAUUAUGCGAUCCCUCUUAGUCACCACCAUCUCGUCUUCGCCUCUUCUCUUCUCCCCAUCUUUGGCUUUCCUGUCAGUCGUGGCAAACCCCGAGUCUACCUUCCUAAAUCCUGAUCGUAACCCUGUAUUGAAGCUGAUCAUGGAGCAGACGCUGUACGCUCAGUUCUGUGCAGGAGAGACACCGGCCCAGGUCAAGGUGAACAUCCAAAAAUUAAAGGAGCUCGGAUACUCAGGCGUCAUAUUGGGGUAUGCACGGGAAAUUGUGAUGAAUGAGAGUGAGAUCCGUGCGCUUGGUACAGCUAGCGAUGCAGCUGGAGGAGCAGAGAGCAAGGCUCAAGCCAUCGCCGAUAUAACAGCUUGGAAAGACGGGACCCUUGCCACUGUCGAUUUAGCAGACGAUGGAGAUUUCGUGGCCCUAAAAUUCACGGGAGCCGGGAAAGGAUCAGUCCAGCAACUGCUCCGCAGAUCAGCACCAUCGCCGGCCCUCAAGGAAGCGAUAAUUGAGAUCUGUGAGCGGGCUAAAGCCCGCAAUGUCAGAUUGUUGAUUGAUGCUGAGCAACAAGCUGUCCAACCUGCCAUUGACGACUGGACUAUCGAAUUCCAGCGAAUGUACAACAAGGGGCCGGACCAGCGAGCUGUGGUGUAUGGGACAUAUCAGGCAUAUCUCCGUUCUACCCCGGCAACUCUCUCACGGCAUAUCGCCAUCGCAGAGGCGGAGGGAUUCGUUCUGGGCGUCAAGCUCGUCCGGGGCGCAUAUCUAGGCACCGAGCCGCGCCAUUUAAUCUGGGAUACAAAGGUAGAAACCGAUAAUACAUACGACGGCAUCGCCGAGUCACUGAUUAAACGAGAGUACGGUGACGUCCUCAAGCCGCAUUCCCCUUCACCCCCACCCCCAUCCCCAUCCCCAUCCCCAUCCCCAUCCCCAUCCCCAUCCCCAUCCCCAUCCCCAUCCCCAUCCCCAUCCCCAUCCACAUCCACAGGCAGGACCACAUCCACUGGCCACCCUCCAUUCUCCAAAGUCAAUCUCGUCCUCGCCUCACACAACCGCGUCUCCGUCGAACGGGCUAGGAAGCUUCGAAAAUCAGCAGCACCGCACAACGGGUUCGCACCAGAUUGA
Molecule: messenger RNA, 2237 nt
Organism: Blastomyces gilchristii SLH14081
Lineage: Eukaryota; Fungi; Ascomycota; Eurotiomycetes; Onygenales; Ajellomycetaceae
Exons: 1
Coding region: 852-2237 (461 amino acids)
Cellular component (GO): mitochondrion
Molecular function (GO): FAD binding; proline dehydrogenase activity
Source: RefSeq, a predicted model, not a curated record